AUGAUCGACUCAAGUGACGGCAGGCCAAUUGCCACCAUCACUCACAUGCCCAGACCGACUUCACCUGCCGCAUUCGCCCACCCGUAUUACAGUCCCGAAGAGUUUGCAGAAUUGAAGGACACAUUCGAUCGCGUCUGCGCAGGAAGGAGACACAAGGGCAGGCGUGCCUUUUCCCUCGACCAGUACUUUGGUUUCUUCAACGUCACCGACACCCAGAAAGGUGGGCCUUACGUCAACAGUGUGGAAGGGAAGUUCCGAGCGCAUGAUCUCGACGGCGACGGAAUGUUGACGUUUGACGAGAUCCAGCUGGUCUGUGAUGCAGAUGGAUCAACAGCAGACGAGCGCCGGUCGCGGACCAUCUACAGCCUUAUCUUCGGGGAUACUCAUCACCCUCUGGAAGCCCAUAUUCUCCGCAACGUCCCAGGCUAUCUUGGUUCACUGGUCGCCUGCCUUCGCCAGUAA
Cladophialophora carrionii CBS 160.54 is the source of this 462-nucleotide messenger RNA. RefSeq lists its product as uncharacterized. Gene Ontology annotation, molecular function: calcium ion binding. The record is from RefSeq and is a predicted model, not a curated record. Lineage: Eukaryota; Fungi; Ascomycota; Eurotiomycetes; Chaetothyriales; Herpotrichiellaceae. Bases 1 to 462 code for a protein of 153 amino acids. The transcript is spliced from 2 exons.